GCAGAUAUAGCUGUGGCUACAUGCAGCGUUUCAGCUGUGUUUCUGGUUCUUUCUCUCCCCCUGUUGUAGCUUCUGUAGGUGGCAGGAACGCUGGGUAGGGAGGAAGCCUUGGCAGCUUUCUCUCUCUGCAGGGCCCCCCUCCUCCCCUCCUCUGCCUGCCUGGCUGUCCGGGCAUGGGUGCCGUCCGCUGGCAGACCCACAACGUCUCUGUGUGUUUUGUGUUUGUGUGCACAUUUGCUUUGCUGCUGCUGCACAAUAUCAGAACUGGCCGAGCCAAAAUCCAAAGGGGUACUGUCCCCCCACUUUGGUUUGUGGAGGCCGGUGUUCACUUCAGUCUCCGCCAUUGGCCUUGCUGAGAUUCGGAGUCGACAGUCCCUUCCCUUGCGCCUAUUCUUGGUGGUAUGUCCUCACGGUCUGUUGUGUUUGGAUACCCUGACAACUAGAAGCUCUGAGGUAGCCUCUUUCCAGCCUGCUGCCUCUCUGAACCCCCAGUGACAUAAUGCCCAAGAGGGAUCAUGAGAGGGACCUGGAGCUGGACAAGAAGAUCGAGGGUCUCCGCAGGAAGAAUGAAGCACUCAUGAAGAGGUACAAGGAGGUGGAGGAGGACAGGAAAAGGGCAGAAGAGGAAGGAAUGGCACUGCAGAGCCGAAAGGGCAAAGCCGAUGAUCUUACCAUCACGAUCAGCAAGUCGACCAGUCAGGAUAAUCGUGUGGUGGUGACGAAGCUAUUUAGCGGCGGUUCACCAGCCGGUAAAGGACAGGUGGAGGCCGGGCCUGACAGGGGGGAAGAAGGCCCUCCGCAGGGUGCUGGCCGAGGCCACAGGAAGCAGCUUAUGGUCACCAUGGCUGGUAAAAAGGGUAAGAGGGUGGUGAGUGAGAGGCCAGAGAAGAAGCUGGUCCCUGUGGAAAUCAAGAGCCCUACAGAUGACGGACCGGGGAAGCGCAUGGAGUCAGCGGGGCGGGGGAAGCAGCCGCCUCAUGUGACCAAGAGAGAUGCAGCAGCACAGGAUGAAGUUAAACAAGGGCAGAAGAACGCCGAGGAGCAUCACAGGCUUUCAGAGCAAUGCCAGGAGCCCGAAAGCCCACAGGCCAGCACAGACCUAAACAUCCCCACAUCGAAAGAGGAGCAGGAGGAGUAUCUACGGUGGAAGAAAGAGCGUGAGCAGAUAGACAGGGAGAGAGUGGCACGCCACAAAAACGCCAAAGGCCAGUGGAGACGGGCGUGGGACAUGGACAAAACUGAGAACAUCUCCACUUUUAGGUUUUCAGACAAAUCCCUCCCUGACAGAGACUGGGGACCUUCCAGCAGAGGUGGACGUAAUGCUAGAAGAGGAAAAUCCGGGGCAGGUGCUGAUUCAAGAGGUCAUGAGAAACGAGGCAAAGACAAGGGAGCUAAAAACGUGCAAGUGAUGAGCAGUAAGGCAAAAGGCAUAGAUCGUCUCACUGGGAGAGCCAGGAGAUGGCAGGCAAAUGAAGAGGGAGAUAACCUCCAGACGUCUGACACAACAUUAGAGGAAUUUUUGGAGGAGCUCGACGCCCUGACGGAAGGUGACGUAGAAGAUCAAAAAGACCAGGACUCCAAACUGAAGCUGUCACCCAGCCCAGAUUCACUGAAUACAUCUGAGGAAGUGAGUGGGUGCGCAGCUCCUGUGUCAGCUGCUACCCUGAGAGAGGACUCCUCUACUCAGGUGAAGGCAGAGGCCUCGUCGCCUCGGGGUUUGGAGAAGAAAGUACGCUUCUCAGAGGAACUCGUCCAGGGAGGUCAUACACAACAAACCACAGGCUCUCGGGACUCUGUCAGCUCAGAAUCAAGAAGUCUGAGCUCCUUAAAAGCUUCUUCACCUAAAAAAAAACAACACGAAGUGCAGGGGCCACAGCUCUCUCUCGAAAGUGCCAAGCAGGAUGAUGAUAGUCCUCAGGAUCAGGGAGGUGGUCCGUCUUCUCUUCCUGUUGCCCAGCAGCAGACACCUGAAACUGAAUGUACUAAAAAAGACAGCACCCUCCCCACAGCUCCCAGCUCCCCAUCCCCUGAAAAAGCCUGUGCCUCUCUACAGGAGAGCUCUGUCCAGCCUGUAGAGCUUGCCAAGUGCAACAUCAGCAACACAAACACAGAGGAACUAAUAGACUCUGGUCUGUCUGUCCUGAGCCUGGAGUCAGGAGAAACACACCCAACACACUCCACCAGCAGUGACAAGGUCAUUGUGAGAGACGGGAGGAGGGGUGGGCGAAUCGAUAGAUGUGUAAAUGGACUGAUGGAGGGAAGUGCAAAUGGAUGAUGAGUUAAAUGGAUGAAGAGAGAGGGAGACAGGCAGUAUAUCUGAGCUACCGCUGCGUAAUAUCCAAUUUCGGUUUAUUCACCACCCAUGAGGCCUGCUGGUGUACAGGAGAAAUAGUCUCAUGAGAGAAUGCCUUUCCCUCUCAUCCACCACCUCCAAACAGCUUCAUGAUAUUUAGCCACCUUCUUAAAUCAUUCAUGUAGAAUUAUGGAAAAUAAGUCAGCUGUAACUAAAACUGUUGUGUAUUUUUCUUCUCUUUUUUGCAGGCAAGAGAGCAUGGGAAGAUUGUUUGAUUGACAUUUUCGGGAUGUAAAUACUGAAGCCAAAUCACAGCAUCAUAGAGCCUUGCCUCCUUGAAUUUGGAUCCAUCAUUUUGCUUCAGGUAGCUCAUUCGAGAUACCCUGUUUAUGGCUUACGCACAAAACCAUGGUUUAAUUUUGCUGUGGCGUGUCCCACCUGUGGAAGUUUUCACAUAUAUAAAAAAAAAAUUGACAUAGGAACGGUGAACGUUUUGCUCAAAACCUGCUCAAAUUUUUUUACAUCCAAGCACUUUAUGAGUAUAAAAGCUUGUGUACUGACACAUUACUCAGUAUGUUGGUAUGCUGCUUGAGUGCAAUAUCAUUGAAUGUUUACAUUUGUAUGAAAAUUUCAAGGUACAUAUCAGGAGGAAUUGAGGUAGCCCUUGAAAAUAAACUUCAGCCACAGUCAAAUUAUCUAGUGCCUGAUUCUGCCUUAGAGGUAUUUUCAAUAAACAAAAGAAAGCCGGUGUUGUAUGAUGAUAGAGUAACGACAGACCUACAGUAGAGUCUGUAUUUCUACACUCGAAACUGUGUGAGACAAUAUUUGUUAACUGCUUCCAGCAUCAGUCGAUGACCUUUGACGAAUCAUUGACGAAUUAUUAAAGGGCACAUUUGAGACUUAUCGUCUUAUUGACCACUGACUAGGAUAUUUAUAAGAUUUAACAAAGAAAUCAAGUUGGAUUAUGAGACUAAAAGUCUGGAUGUCUCAGCCUUAGACAGAUUUAGACUCUUUUCUUUUUUUUUUAAAUCUCCAGUCCUCCAUCUUUAUGAAAGAACAGAUCUAAAUUGUUGGAGUGCCUCUUUAAUGUUAAGCUAAACAGCAAAAUCCACAUUACUGGCAUCAACAUAUAUGUCAUAUAAUAUAUGACUGUUUUAAAAUGUAGAACUAAAAUCUCAAAUUUGCCCUUUAACACAUUGUCAUUUUGUUGGCACAGAUUUACAGCUGAAUCCUAAUUAUUUGUUCUUCCUUAGAUUCUUAUUAUGUUUCUGAAAAACCUAAUAUGACAUUGUAACAAUGGACGGCAGAGACAUGAAAUUAAAACUCAAAAACUAAUUUGGGAACUAAUGCAUGAAUUUCUUUCAGUUUGCUCAUGCUGCUUUUAAACAACCAGUUUGUAAGUGAGUUCCCUACAAAACAGUCUCUAAUCAUUUGGCCCCUGUGGGACCGACAGACUUGAAAUAUUGGAAAUAAAUCAUCCAGGUCCGGAAGUCCACAGUCAAAUCACUGGGAUGCAGCUGUAAUUCCCAUUUGUUCUCUUUUAUAAUCAUGAAAGACAACUAAUAUUUUUGAAAAGCUUCAUCAGUUAGCCAGUUGUUGUGCCUUGCAUAUUGGCUUCUUCAAAUACUGAAGGUGUACCUUUAUGUUAUGCUUUGUAUCAUAACACACAGUAGUGUUAAAUAUACUGUACUAGCAGUGCCACAUCAGUAUUGAUUUUAUUUAUUUGCCUCUCCAUUUUGACAACCGAAUGUUAGCUAGAAUGUUUUUUGCAAAUCUAAAACUGUGUUUAUUUAUUUUCAGUAUUUUAUUUUUGGUAUCAAAUGGCAACUAUAAGAAGAAGCCUUACAAGAUCUCUGUCCUCAAAUGAAGUUUUUUUGGCUUUUGACAAUAGUAAACAGUUAUGUAACCUUAAGUAGAGAACAUAGUGGACAUGCUCAGAGCUGCUUUCAGCUUCAGUUGUGGUUACAUAAAAUACAAAUCAUCAGGAAUCUAGUAGAAGCACACUGGGAAAACAAACCAAGAAGCAACUCACAAGGUUUUGGGCCAGUCCAGCCAUCAAGAAAGAAAAUGUGUAGGGGCCUUAUUCUAUAUUAUAUAUGGGAUCUGAAUGGAUGGUAAAGGAAACUUCUGGUCAUACAGAUUACCUCUGAAAUAUUUAAAAUUCCUGUGGGAUUCAAUUUAGCAAAAUGAAAUUUAGGACCUACAACCAUAGAGCAGUUCUACAUUUGUCCUUUAACACAUGUAGUUAUUAGACAUCUGCAUUGUUGGCUCACAUUCAAGAGGUGGUUGUGAUUGUCUUGUUGCACCGGAGUGUCCACUGCUGUCCUCUAUGUUUUCACAUACACUCAUAAGGAAGGAUUUGUGAGUGCCUGUGUGUGCGGAUGUGAUCCCAGCUUUUUACUGCUCGGAGUGCUCAUGCUAAUUUAAAUCUGUGUGCAACAUAGCUUAAUUUACUGUAGAACAAUUUGGAAGGAGGCAUACAGAAUGUCAAUAAAGUUUUUCUGUAUCAAACUCUUUUGUUGCACUGUCAUCCUCUUACUCCCCCGCCCUCUCACUGACUGAUGCACCU
Messenger RNA from Larimichthys crocea (large yellow croaker), 4862 nucleotides. It is a transcript of the gene ccdc9b, whose product is annotated as coiled-coil domain containing 9B. The coding region runs from base 500 to 2275 and encodes 591 amino acids. The transcript is spliced from 13 exons. The record is from RefSeq and is a predicted model, not a curated record. NCBI's taxonomy places the organism in Eukaryota, Metazoa, Chordata, Actinopteri, Sciaenidae.